AUGGCUGCCAACGGUACUCACAAGAGGCCCAUCAAUGUGGCAGGAUGCUCUGGAGGUGUUUACGAUCGCAAAAGAGCCAUCCAUGACAUGGCCAAGAAUGAGCCGCAAGUCGAUGUCAUUACUGGAGAUUGGAUGAGCGAGUGCAACAUGACCCUCCGUGGCUCUGAUAAGCGGGAUAAACUCAACAAGAAGCAGCUAUCCGCAGUUGGCGCUGCCUACGAACCAUACUUCCUCGAGGAGCUCGACCCUGCCAUCCCGUGGUUAGCGAAGAACAAGACCAAGAUUUGCGUCAAUGCCGGUGCAAGUGAUGUCCAAGGUCUUGCGGAGGCAGUCAAGAAGUUGAUCAUCAAGCACGGUGUUGAUCUGAAGGUUGGAUAUGUCGAUGGUGACGAUGUUACCGAUGCUAUGCUGGAGUUGUACAACAAGGGCGAAAACUUCCCCAACCUUCCCGCCGGCAAGAAUAUUCAAGACUGGGGUUUCGACCCAAUCUGCGCCCAAUGCUACCUUGGAGGUACUGGUAUCGCUGCCUGCUUUGAAGGAGGAGCAGAUAUCGUCGUAUGCGGUCGUGUCGCUGAUGCGUCGCCUAUUGUUGGUGCCGCAAUGUGGUGGCACGGCUGGAAGCGUGAGGACGUCCAGGAGCUCGCAGGUGCUUUGAUGGUUGGACACAUCAUCGAGUGCAGCACAUACGCCACUGGUGGCUACUACAGUGGUUUCAAGGACCUUGGCGUCAAUGAUACCGACAUGGGCUACCCCAUUGCUGCUCUUGACCACCUCGGUGAAGCCGUUAUCACAAUGGAGAAGGGCAAGCACGGCCUUGUCAACGUCGCCACCGUUGCCAGCCAGCUUCUAUACGAGAUCCAGGGCCCUUACUACUACAAUUCGGACGUCACCGCGUAUCUCGAGGAUGUCAAGCUAGAACAAGUUGGAGAGAACGCUGUCAAGGUUUCUGGUGUUAAGGGCAUGCCUGCCCCAUCUACCACCAAAGUCGGUAUCACCGCUAAGGGUGGCUACCAGGCCGAGUUCCACUUCUACCUUACCGGUCUCGAUAUCGAGGAGAAGGCAAAGAUGAUCGAACGCCAAACAUUAGCUGCUCUCGGUGACCACGCAAAGAAAUUCACAUGCCUCAAAUUCCAAAUCGCAGGCUCAGUGCCAGUAGAUCCGCAAUCUCAGGAUGAGGCUACUGUGGACCUGAGGAUUUUCGCCCAGACCCAAGAUCCUGAUCUUUUAUCCGCUGGCGCUAUGAUCGAUUCUGAUCGGGGUUCUUUCGCCCGCUUUUGUAUUGAGAACUUGCUCCAAGGAUAUCCGGGAUCUACCAUGGCUCCAGACAUGCGCCAGGCUAUUGGACGGCCAUUCUUCGAGUACUGGGUCAGCUUGAUGCCUCAGUCGUUCGUCAAAGAAACUGCUCAUCUUCCAGAUGGCACCGUCAUCGACAUCCCAACCCCCACACAAAUGAAGACGUACGACUUCAACCAACCCACAUACAACACCCGCAACCCUGUUGACCUAUCACAAUUCGGCCCAACUACUCGUGCUCCUCUGGGCUACGUAGUGAUGGGUCGAUCCGGUGACAAGUCCUCCAAUGCCAACUUGGGUCUCUUCGUGCGCAAUGCCGAUGAGUACGACUGGUUCCGAACGAUGCUCAGCGUCGAGAAGCUCCGUGAGUUACUAGGCAAAGAUGACAAGGGCAAGAACAUCGACCGGUCUGAGAUGCCCAACAUCCUCGCCGUACACUUCCUUCUCCGCGAUCAUCUAGACCGUGGUUUCAACGCUACUAGUGGCUACGACAGCUUGGGCAAGAACCUGUGCGAGUACAUCCGGUCGAAAUAUGUUGAUAUCCCCAACAAGUUCCUGGAGCGUGGCAGGAUUUAAAAGAGCGACGUUGUUACUUGUUCCAUACCUCAGAUAGCAUUUUUGUUGCAUGCAUGAUUUUAGCGUGCUCUUUCAACACAUAUAUAUCCCUUAACCCGCUGCUUCGCGUCUUACGUUAUCGAUAAGGCUGCAGGCAAUAGAAAACUCUGAUUCUUGCCUCCGUGAUGAGAAUUACAACGACCUGAGGCUAUUCGAAUUGCUUGUAGAUAGCUAUAUAGACUCAUUCUAUGGAGGUUAGCUUUGCUAGGCACAUAGUCAAUGUCAUUC
This is a messenger RNA of Mytilinidion resinicola, 2136 nucleotides long. RefSeq names its product DUF1446-domain-containing protein. The transcript is spliced from 4 exons. NCBI's taxonomy places the organism in Eukaryota, Fungi, Ascomycota, Dothideomycetes, Mytilinidiales, Mytilinidiaceae. The record is from RefSeq and is a predicted model, not a curated record. The coding region runs from base 1 to 1869 and encodes 622 amino acids.